This is a messenger RNA of Coffea eugenioides, 1035 nucleotides long. Its product is annotated as elongation factor P. NCBI's taxonomy places the organism in Eukaryota, Viridiplantae, Streptophyta, Magnoliopsida, Gentianales, Rubiaceae. The coding region runs from base 13 to 822 and encodes 269 amino acids. Gene Ontology annotation, cellular component: cytoplasm. The record is from RefSeq and is a predicted model, not a curated record. Gene Ontology annotation, biological process: peptide biosynthetic process; translational elongation. The transcript has 11 exons. Gene Ontology annotation, molecular function: translation elongation factor activity.
GAAAAAGUGAAAAUGCGAGGAGUAGUGAGAAGCAAAGUCGGCAGAGCUCUGUAUUCGGUGGCGGCGGCGGCGGGAACGGCAUCGGCGACUUCUGCUGCUGCUGUUUCUAGAAAUCCAUUAAAACACCCUGGCCAUGAUUGGUUAAUUGUAAGAACUCUCGCCUCUAUAUGCUGGACCACUCAAUCUCAUUCCUCCUACAAAGUUCACACUGGAGCAGGAGCUCUGCUCGCUUCCCCGUGGUCUAUUACUCAGCUCCGUCACGCCAGAUUUUCCGGCGCGGAUGUGAGACCUGGGAAUGUCAUCGAGAGAAAAGGAAAGAUUUAUCAGGUAGUAAAGGCCCAGCAUACAACUCAAGGAAGAGGAGGAGCAAUAAUACAGGUGGAACUGCGUGAUGUUGAUAGUGGAAGUAAAGUAAAUGAAAGGUUCCGUACUGACGAGUCUAUUGAAAAAGUUUAUGUUGAAGAAAAAUCUUUCAGUUACCUUUAUAAUGAGGAUGACAUUGUUGUUCUUAUGGAGCCUGAGACAUAUGCACAAAUUAAUGUUCCAAAGCACUUGUUUGGUGAAUCUCUUCCAUACCUCCAAGAUGAUAUGAAAGUUAAGCUGCAACUUUACGAUGAGAAGCCGAUGUCUGUGUCAAUUCCUCCGAAAGUGACAUGUACUGUUGCUGAGGCACAAGUUCCAAUAAAGGGGUCUACAGCAACUCCUCAGUAUAAGAAGGUUAAGCUGGACAAUGGUCUCACAGUUCAGGUACCAUCUUACGUGUUAGCUGGUGAAAAGAUAAUUAUCAAUACUGCCGAUAAUUCUUUCAUAAGCAGGGCUUAAUCUGGGCCCUUUUGAAUGCUCUGGAGGUAUCGUUCAGGAUGUACCUUUUCUGCAGACCCUCGUUAUAUAGGAUUAGUCCAAAUUUUGUCACUAUAGGUAAUGAUGGGUUGAUGAGAAACAAGUGUUCAUUUCGGGGUUAUUGCGUAUGCAGUAUUUCUUUUCAACGAGAAUGUUUUACAUUUUGCAUAUUUAUGAGAAUCCCACUUUUCGACU